GCUGAUUUCCAUGACCAGUGACCACCAUGCCAUCUUCUUUACCGAUAAAAAUCAAUCCGGGCCGAGGAAGCAAAAGGCGACGGGGGAAAGCAACGGAGACGAGGGCAACGGACCAGGGCUGAGAGCCUAAGACCACCACACCUCCACUGCCUCACGGACGAGAACGCAGGAAGGAUGGCGGACGGCACCGACGUGUCGCCGGAGUCGGAGGCGACGGCGGCAGCCGGGAAGAGCGGGGAGAUCUGGGGAACGCUGGAGGAGCUGCUCCUGGCGUGCGCCGUGACGCGGCACGGCACGGCGAGCUGGGACUCGGUGGCCAUGGAGGUGCAGACACGGAUCCCCGUGGCGGCGCGGCCAGGCCUCACGCCGCACAGCUGCCGCCUCCGCUUCCGCCACCUCCACCGCCGCUUCUCCACCGUCGGCAGCGGCGGGGUCGAGGAGGCCGAGGAGGAUCCCGACGCCUCCGCUGCCGAGGGAUGGGUGGACGAGCUCCGGCGGCUGCGCGUCGCCGAGCUCCGUCGCGACGUCGAGCGAUGCGAUCUCUCUAUCGGGACGCUGCAGUCAAAAGUGAAACGGCUGAAAGCGGAGCGGGAGCAGAGAGCCUCCGGCGAGGCUGUGAGCGACCACGAUCGCCUCUCAAGCGAGGAGCCCGGGUGCUCAUGCAGGGAGUCGAACUCCACAGAUCUGAAGCCGCCCAAACAUCCCAGCCAGCUAGGCGACGGGUCUAAGGAGGAGAAGGUUGCGAAACAGGAAGCGUCCGUUGAGUCGGCGGUCGAUUCCAAAGACAGCAGCGAAGUGCGGAGCUCGGCGAGCUUGUGCCGCCGCCGCCGUGGAAGCGGGAACGCUGAAGAGGAGGAGGCGGAGGCGGAGGCGUCCAAGUCCUCUCCGCUCACUUUCCUGCUCGACGCGGUCUUGGCCAAGCUCGGUUGCGUGCUGGACCGGUUACGCGAAAACGACAGCGAGGAAUCUGCCAUGUACCGGGACACGAUCAGGCGCCAUGUGGACUUGGAGACUCUGCGGCGUCGGCUGAACGCGUCGGCCGGCUCGCGCGCCGACGAUGACAGCCACUCCUCUGCGCACGAGCUCUAUCGCGACCUGCUGCUGCUCUGCACGAACAUCGUGGUCUUCUUCCCGGGUGGCACCCCCGAGAACUCCGCGGCUGUCGAGGCCCGCGCGCUCGUCACCGGGCACGCAUCGGCGGUGCUCCACAAGCCGAAGCAGGAGAACGUGGCUGUGGCUGCGCCGGCACCGGCAAGCGCCGACAUCGUUGGUUCGCUGAUCGAGAAGGGGAAGCCGCUGAUUGUGUGCCGCAAGCGGAGCUCCAUCGCGAAGGCCGCAGCGUCUGCGAGAAAGGAGGAGAACACGAUGAAGGGUGAGACGGCGGAAGAGACGGAGGACGAGAAGAAAUCCGUGGCUGCGGCGACCAAGGACAAGACGUGGGGGGUGAGGACGAAGAAGAGCCGCGGUGGCAAGAACUCCGCGGGUCCAGGCCGAAACCUAGCGGACGGUGCUGACGGGCCGAGGAAGGGCGCCGGUGCUGGCACUGACGGGCUCGCCAAGAAGCGGAACGCCGUAGACUUCCUAAAGCGCCUGAACCAGUCGCCCCCCAGGAAGCGGGGGUCGGGGUCCCACCUGGGUACGACGCGAAAGCGGCCGGCGGCGAUGGAGGAGCAGACGACUAAACGCAAGAGAGGAACCGGACGGAAGGAGGGCACCGGACGCGGUGGAUCCAGGAGGGGCGGCAAGGCUGCCGGGGCGAAGAGAGGCGUCGGGCGGCCGCAGAAACGAGGCCUAGCACCAGCCACUCCGCCACCGUCCAAGAGGACCAAGACGAACAGCAGCAGGUCGGAGAAGUCUUUGGGAACGGGAAAGCGUGGCGGGAGAAGGCAGGUAGGAUAAGAAUGACCGUGGAAAGACCUCAUAAGCGGUGAUAGCAAGUGAAGCCGUAGUUUCAGUUUCAGCUGUGUAAAUUACGUAGGUUGUGGUAGGUAGAGGAGCCGAGCUGACACGCUGUUUGUGCGACAGACAGAUCUUGUGUUUCUGGUUGUGUUUGAACUGAUAGCUCUGGUCGUGCAACAAUUGAAGGGUGAACUGCAAAAUGUAUUUUUCUUCUUCUUUUA
Molecule: messenger RNA, 2120 nt
Organism: Zea mays
Lineage: Eukaryota; Viridiplantae; Streptophyta; Magnoliopsida; Poales; Poaceae
Exons: 3
Coding region: 175-1899 (574 amino acids)
Molecular function (GO): protein binding
Source: RefSeq, marked validated